AUGUGUAUAAACUGUUUUAAAAAAUUAAAUGAAAAUAAGGAAGUAAUUGAUAUGGAUGUCGACAUUAUAGAAGAUGAAUUUAUAGAUAAGGAUUACGAGGAAUUAAAUGAUAAUACUUUUAUUCCCAUACACAAACUUAAAAAAAAUAUAGAGGAUGUAUGCUUUUCUCUGAAAUUGGAAGGUUUGCCAAAGAAAAUGAAGCAUGAAACAAUAAAAAGCUGGAUUAAACAGAAGGUUCUGGAAGUCUCAAAAGCUUUUGAGAAGGUAUGUAUCAAAGCAUUUAAUUUAAAUGAUAGCCUUGAAAAAGAAAAUUUGGAAAAUUUAGACCAAGAUUACCUUAACUUGAUUGCUGAAAUCAAAGAGAAAAUUUCUACGGUUGAUUACAAAAAUAAAGUUAAUCUUCUAAGUUUAGCACCAGUGUCUUGGUCCCGUGAAACGACAGCCAAAGAAUUUAAUAUUUCUGUCAGUACUGUAAAAACAGCAAGACAUGCAAAGAAAAAUCAUGGAAUAUUACCCUACGCCGAAAAUGAAAUAAGAAAAGGAAGGCUUUCACUUUCUGAAGAAAUUUCUGAAAAAGUUCUUCAGGUUUAUUUAGAAAACGAUAUAAGCCGACCUUGUCCAGGGGCUAAAGAAUAUGUUUCGGUGAAGGAUGAAACUGGAAAUAGGGUUCACAUGCAAAAAAGAUUACUUCUUUUCAAUUUAAAAGAAAUAUAUACCCUUUUCAAAGAAAGGAACCCAUCUGCAAAAAUAGGAUUUUCAAAGUUUGCAGAGAUGAGACCCAAGUGGUGCAUUUUGGCAGGUGCUUCGGGUACACACACUGUUUGUGUUUGUAUCUAUCAUCAAAACCUAAAGUUAGCCUCCAACGUAAUUUCAAGAGCAAUAAAUUACGCAGAUUACAUAAAAGCAGCAGUGUGUGAUAUAAAUAGUGAGCAAUGUAUGAUAUCCGAAUGCAAACAGUGUCCCAACAAAAAAGGAAUUAAUGAUUUUUUGUCUACAAUUCAUAAGUCACAACACCUAUCAGAUGAAUUUGUACAGUACAGUCAAUGGGUUUCUACUGAUAGAUGUCAAAUGAAAACACUACGGGAAAGCUACGAAGAUUUCAUAGACAACUUUAAAGACCAGGUUCUGAAAACGAAACUCCAUCACUACAUCUCAAAAAAACAAAGUAACUUUUUGCGAGUAAGAAAAGAAAAUUUAGCAGAAUAUGAAUGUAUCGUGAUGUGCGAUUUUGCGGAAAAUUAUGCGUUUGUGGUUCAGGAUGAAGUUCAGAGUUUCCACUGGAAUUCAUCAUCAGCUACGUUACACCCAUUUGUCAUAUAUUUUCGGGAUAUUUCAGAAAUGGAGCAAGUUCGUUUUUUGGUGCAAGAACAAGGGCGGGAAGCGCGUAACUUGCUCGCGUUCAACAUUUCUUCUGCCAAUGACACUUUUGGAGGUAAAGUUUCAAGAAAACCGCCAUGUCCUCCAAAAAACUUGGAAUCUCCAACUAAUUUUAAGACUCCAAGUUUACGAGGGAGAACAGGGGCCCGUAUAAGAUCUGCUUCAACAGGCAGAGAUAAAAGGUCCGAGUUUAGAGCCAGAUAUUGGGCUUUACUGUUUGGAAAUUUGCAGAGAUCGAUCUCUGAAAUAUACAAUACAGUGGAGUCACAUGAAAGUAUAACUGAAUGUCAAGAAGUUUUAUUAGUUCUUGAAAAUUAUUUACGGGAUUUUAGCGCUCUAGCGGAGUGGUUUAAAAUUAAAUGGGACUAUGAGAAUACACCAGCAUUUCAGCGGCCAAAUUCUUUGGCCUGGGAUAUUUGCAAAACUAACUUAAACAAACCCAGUAGAUCUGGAAAGUCCAGUCCCAGUUUAGGUUCAGGCAGGAAUAGUCCUAUUGUUUCUGGAAAAUUAUUGAAUGUAAGAAAAGGUUCUAGUUCAUGUCCUACAAGUCCUUUACCAAGUAUAGAUCAACCAAUUUUUGAGGGUAAAAUUAUUAAUUUAAAUGUUGAAGAAAGUAUUGAGGCUAAAAAAGAGAUAGUAGAGGAAAAACAAACUGAAACUAAAAGUGCAAUAUGUAGUAAGACAUCAAAAGUAGAGCCCUCAAAAAAGAAAACUGAGGUUUCUAAAAUUACUGAAGUUAAACCAAAAGUUCCAACAAAAGUAAGAGAUGUAAAACCUACAGUUUUGGUCAAAAAAGAAGUAAAAAACAUUCCUAUAAAACCCAAAACAGUUGAACCUAUAAAAUUAACUAAAAAUGGUAACAAGAAAAGUAAUGAUGAUUUAAAAUCUGCAAUUACUAAAGAAAAGCUACCACAAGAUGAUGCAGAUAAAAAAGCGAUUUUGGAAAACCCUGUUUUAAGUGCAAAUAAUGUCAAAGAAGCAGAUUUAGUUGGGGAAGAUUCUCAAAAAACUUUGGAUGUUGGGAUUCAAAGUGUCGAAAAAAGUACAAGCACUGAAGAUUUUCCCAAAUUGCCACCUGUAAACCAAGAAAGCCAAACGGACGUAGAACAACAACCGGAAAAAAAAUCGCCCACCCUCACGCAAAAACCCGUCAAAACCGUUCAACCAACAACAACAACAAAACCUUUGGCAACAGUGCGACCGGCCUACUCGACCGCACUGGCACGAAGCGCUUCGGCAAAAAUCGCAGCGCCGCAGCGGCCAAAGAGUGAAGCGAAGAGCCAAGUGGCAACACCGCUUACAGGACCGAAGUCCGUCAAGCCGUUUACGUCCACAAGGGUUGUUACUGGGAAUUUUAAUAGUGCCAGUAGUAGACAAGUUGUCAAUGGCGAUAGUUUUGGGGGAAGAGGGGGAAGUAGUUUUAAUAGAGCGGGGUUGGCUAGAAGCAAGACUAUUGGUGAUAUGAAGACAAAUGGAGGGAGGCAGUAUGGCUUAAGGAGAAAUAAUGCCAGUAUUAGUAAUAAUAUUAGUAAUAACGAUCUCUCCAAGUCUCUAUCAUCAAAUGAAUACGCCAGUUCAGUUGAAACUUUAGUGAAUCAAGGAAGAUCAUCAGAAAACAUAACAAAUUCUAGCAACAGCAUAUUUAGUUCUUCAGAAACUUUAAAUAACGAUGAACCUGAACAGGCCGAUGGAUGGUUUACCGUCAAAUGCAGAUCUAGGUUCAAAAACAGCAGUGGGGGCAGCAGUGGCAACACCGGCAAGUCGCGUAGGUCGGAUACGGCCCUGUCUUGGGCAACGCGUUUUCACCAGGUCAGUGCCACGGCUAGUUUACCGGCCCUGGCGCUUUUCCCAGAAAAACCCGGCGAUGCCGGUCAGAAAGGCAACAAGUCCAUCGAUAAAAGCGUCAAAGAAAAUUUAAACACGUUAAAGUCUUUGCAGAGCAGUACUUUGGAUGCUAACAAUAAAGGUUUAUUAAAAAGAUCACACACAACCCUUUCCAAAAUGAGCCUCAACAAAUACUCAAUAGAAGAAAAAAAUAAAACCAACCUAAACAUUAAAAAAACAAUCUUCGACAACAAAAAAAUUAUCCAAGACAAGAACGCGAACAAAAAAAUGUCCGAUGACUCGGAAACCGACGAAGAGGUAAAACUAAAGGAAAUGGAGAUGCAGGACGACCUGGCAACAGAAGAGGAACAUCGACAACUAUCUGAGGAAGAAGAAAGGUUGACUAAAGAAAUUGAGCAACUGCAGUGUUUGGAGAUUGAGGUUGAUACUGAGACUGAUGGUACGGAGACCGACGGUGAGAUGCAGGGGGAUACCGAGGAGGAUGGCAACAGCGUGAUUACGACUUUCGAUGACGAAGAUAUGUCCAUUUUGGCAACACAAAGGAACACACAUUUAUUUGUUUAUUUUUUAAAAGAAAUGUCCUGGAGUGAACGAAUUGACACCCUAGCCGCUCUAGAGGCUCUAAACGCAAGACACCCUGGUAGAGCACUGGAAUUGCAUCAAAAACUGUCAAAUCCAGCGAGAAGGAGAAGUCUAGCGGAAACCCUGAAAAAGUAUCAGGCGAAACAGGCGCGCGCACAACAGAGGCGUCAAGAUUUGCAGCAGGAAAAGGCGCAGAAGUUGCAGGCUCUAUGGGCGAGAGUAGAAGAUGUUAAGUCUGCUAAAAAUGAUCUUAUUGAGGAGAAGAGAAGAAGGAUGGAAAUGAGAUUGCAAAAGGCCGACCAAAACAGAAGAAAACACCUGAAAGGAAUAAUACGAAAAGCUCACGAUGAAGAGGAAAAACUUAAAGAAAUAGCGUUUAUCAACGAACUUGAGGCUCAAAAUAAAAGACACGAUUUUAUGAAAUCUUGCUUGGAACAGAAAGACCGCAUCCAGGUGAUAAAAGAAGACCGUAAAAAACGUCAAGAAGAAAAAGCAGCCAAAGAAGCGGCAGUCGAAGAGAGAAGAAAUGCUUUGGAAAAAAUAAGGUUAGAAAGAUUGGGACGUUUGCAGGACGAAAGGAGGCAGAGAGAUGAGAGAAUCGGUCAGCAACAGCAGCAGAGAGAGCGGGAAAGACAGGAAUUGGCCAGAGAAAAAGCUAGAGAUAGAGAGGAAAGACUGUCAGCUUUACAUGAAAAACAAUUAGCUAACACUCAGGAGUUGCAAAAAAGAAUUGAACAGAAACAGGAAGAAUCUAAGAGAAGGCAUGAAGAAAAUAUGGAACAAAUUCGACAAAAAGCAUUGGAAUUGUCCAUAUUGAAAUGUCAUAAUGAAGAUGAAGCUCCGGAUAUUAUACCGUAUGCUACACAGAAAAUGUGCACUGUUUGCAAUGUUUUGAUAAAAUCCGAGGUAUAUCUGAUAAGUCAUUUGCGCGGUCGUAUGCACCAGGAGGCGGUUAAACAGGCGAAUCCAAAUUCGUUAGGUCCCGAUGAUUUGGAACAGUACAAUCUGAGGCAGAUAGUGGAGGCACCGGUCAGCAAAGAAGAUCCCCGCGAAACGGCGGCUAAGGAGAGAGGUAAAGCUCAUAGGAAGAGAUGCAAGAAGAUACGACAAAGGAUGGCAACUAAAGGUGCUGAGUUCGAAACCGCCUACAAGCCAUCUGGCGUCGAGUGCGCGAACAAGCGCACGCUGAAUCGGAACGUGAACACCAUAGGCAGCAUAGCGAACCAGGCCAAUCAGGGCCUCUCGCCCUCCACCACCAGCCAAUUGGAUCGCAUCCUCAACGAACUCUCGCGACUGCUGACGAAGGGCGCGCCGAGCGACGUUGCCAUGUUUCAGACGGUUGGCGGGUUCGGAGUGCUGGGCAAAAUGCUCGGGUUGGCCCAAGACGGCAACGCAGCUAUUUCGGUGAAGUCUCUGAUUAUUGCAUGCAAUUUAUGGCAAAUUGCUUGUAAGGGUGCAACUGGGGCCAAAAAUUGCGAAUACGUUAUUUUAUCAAACCGCUUGACACCUGUCAUUGAUUUGCUUAACGCAAGAUUACAGGAUUUGGGAGAUUGUGAAGAAACUCUACCAUCUGAACCUUUGUGCACAUCCCUUUUGCAGCUUUUGGCCACAGUUUUGAGAAACACUCCCAAAGAUGUUCCUUCCACCAGAGUGCAGGAUAUCGUAAGGUAA
Brassicogethes aeneus is the source of this 5475-nucleotide messenger RNA. NCBI's taxonomy places the organism in Eukaryota, Metazoa, Arthropoda, Insecta, Coleoptera, Nitidulidae. The record is from the annotation of a GenBank genome assembly.